Molecule: messenger RNA, 3917 nt
Organism: Aureobasidium pullulans EXF-150
Lineage: Eukaryota; Fungi; Ascomycota; Dothideomycetes; Dothideales; Saccotheciaceae
Product: SLA2 Src like adaptor 2
Exons: 9
Coding region: 282-3455 (1057 amino acids)
Biological process (GO): clathrin coat assembly; actin filament organization; endocytosis
Cellular component (GO): actin cortical patch; clathrin-coated vesicle
Molecular function (GO): actin filament binding; clathrin-cargo adaptor activity; phosphatidylinositol-3,5-bisphosphate binding
Source: RefSeq, a predicted model, not a curated record
AAAGCCAAAGUCAGAAUGUGAGUGCCUGGCAGGAAAUCUUGGGGGUGACGAGUGCGGCGUUGAUCGGGCGUCGUCACGGCGGUCCUCGGCAAGCAGCGCGUCGAUACGUUACUGAAGCUCGAACUGCUGGAUAUUGCUGCUUUAUUCAACACUCUCCUUGAUCCCCGCUUGCCCUCCCCUCAUUUCCGCUGCAAGCAGGGUGACAUCUUUCGUCUGUUCAGUUGUCUACCUCGAAUUGCAGCCCAACACCACUCGAGCAUACCGCGACUUCCACAGCCAUCAUGUCGCUCCAUUCGACGCGCAAUGUCGACAUGGGCAAGCAAGAGUCGGAGUUGGCCAUCAACAUCCGCAAGGCCACAAGUAUUGAGGAGACCGCGCCCAAGCGGAAACACGUUCGCGCAUGCAUUGUCUACACAUACGACCACCGGAGCUCGCAGUCCUUCUGGGCCGGCAUGAAGGUUCAACCUAUCAUGGCCGAUGAGAUCCAGACCUUCAAGGCACUCAUCACUAUUCACAAGGUCCUGCAAGAAGGCCACCCUGUCGUACUCAAGGAGGCUCAGGCCCACGUUGGCUGGCUCGAGAGUCUGUCGCGUGGCGUCGCUGGUGGUGACGGCAUGAAGGGAUACGGCUCUUUGAUCUCCGAAUACGUCUACUACUUGAUCGCGAAGCUCAACUUCCACAGAAACCACCCCGAGUUUAACGGUACAUUCGAGUAUGAAGAAUACAUUAGUUUGAAGUCUAUCAACGACCCGAACGAGGGAUACGAGACCAUCUCCGACCUGAUGAACCUCCAGGACCAGAUUGAGACUUUCCAGAAGCUCGUUUUUGCUAACUUCAGAGGCGGGCUGAACAACGAGUGCAAGAUCUCUUGUUUGGUGCCUCUGGUUCAAGAGAGCUACGGUAUCUACAAAUUCAUCACCAGCAUGCUGCGCGCCAUGCACACCGCCCUCGGCGACGAUGAGGUUCUUGCACCCCUUCGCGGACGUUACGACGCCCAACAUUACCGCCUGGUCAAGUUUUACUACGAGUGCUCCAACUUGCGCUAUUUGACUAGUCUCAUAACUAUCCCUAAGCUCCCUCAAGAUCCUCCGAACCUCCUCGGCGAUGACGAGGACAGACCAGCUCUCCCGGCUAGACCAAAGAAUGAGCCUGUCACCAAACCCGCAGACACUCCUCCUCGCCAGCCCUCUGUCGACCCCGAACCGAUCAACGAAUUUUGGAAAAACGAGCAAGCGCGCCAACAAGAGGAGUAUGAGGCUGAGCAAAGAAGACUGCAGGCACAAUGGGAUGAGGCGCAAAGACAACAGCAGCAGGCUUCUCUACAGGCACAGAGAGAUUUCGAGGAACAACAAAGACUCCAGGCUGAGCAGCAAAGACUGGCUCAGGAGCAGUUGAUGCGUGACCAGUACUCGCAACAGACUCAAGGCAGGAUGGCAGAAUUGGAACGUGAGAAUCUCAAUGCACGCGCGCAAUACGAGCGCGACCAGCUCAUGCUUGAGCAAUACGACAGACGCAUGAAGGCUCUUGAGGGAGAGUUGCAGCAGCUGCAAGUGAACUUUGGUCAGCAGAACGCCUCCAAGGACGAACAGAUCCGCGCAUUGCAGGAGCAAAUCAACACCUGGAGGACCAAGUACGAAGCCUUGGCCAAGCUGUAUUCCCAGCUGCGUCACGAGCAUCUUGAGCUUCUCCAGAAGUUCAAGGGCGUACAGCUAAAGGCAGCCUCAGCACAGGAAGCCAUCGACAGAAGAGAGAAGCUGGAAAGAGAACUCAAGACCAAAAACCUGGAGCUUGCAGACAUGAUUCGCGAAAGAGAUCGUGCUAUUCACGACAAGGAUCGCUCAUCUGGAGGCCAUAAGGACGAGCUUGAGAAGCUUAGGCGUGAAUUGCGCUUUGCUCUUGACAAGGCAGAGAACGCAGAGAGAUCGAAGGGAUCAGAGCUUUCAUCUCUCCUUUCCAGGCAUAACAGAGAAAUCGCGGAUCUUGAGGAGGCUUUGCGCAACAAGACAAGGGCUUUGGACGAUGCCCAGAACAAGUACGGAGAGGCCGACUCUGACCUUGAGAGGCUUCUCCGCGAGAAGGAAGACGAACUUGAGAUCUUCAAGGCUGGUAUGGACCAGACACUCUUGGAGUUGAACGAGCUCCGUAACGGCCAGGGCGAGACGAACGAGGCUCUCGAUGAACAAAUCGACACUAUGCUUCUCGACAGUGUUCGCAAGAUCACUGACAUCAUUGACUCUGUCCUCCAGAGCGGAGUCCAGCGUGUUGAUGAUGCUCUGUACGAGCUGGACUCUACUAUGCAAGCCGGAAACCAAAGUGCCUCGGGAGCUUACGUCCUGUCCACUAUUGAAAAGGCUGCAUCAAGUGCGAUGGAGUUUUCGACUGCAUUCAACAACUUCAUCGCCGAUGGCCCCAACAGCACUCAUGCUGAAGUCAUUCGCACCGUUCACACCUUCUCGAACUCUGUUGCAGACGUGCUCUCAAACACCAAGGGUCUGACCAGAUUCGCUUCAGAUGAGAAGAAGGCCGACCAGCUCAUGAAUGCCGCACGCCAAUCUGCCCUUAGCACCGUCAGCUUCUUCCGUUCCAUUCAAAGCUACCGUCUCGACGGUCUGGAUGACCUGCAGAAGACCGAUGUCGUCAUCAACAAGAACAACGAGGUUCAGAUCAACCUGAACAGCUUGUCCAAAAUUGCUGAUGCAUUCGCCCCCAAGACUAAAAUCACAUCAGCAUCUGGCGAUCUCGGUGAUCUCGUCGACCGUGAGAUGGCUAACGCUGCUAAGGCCAUUGAGGCGGCUACUGACCGCCUCACUGCACUUAUGAACAAGUCCAGAGAUGGCUACUCAACUUACGAGCUAAAGAUUCACGAUGCUAUCCUCGGUGCUGCUAUCGCAGUUACCAAUGCUAUCGCCAACUUGAUCAAGGCUGCCACCGCAUCACAGCAAGAAAUUGUCAAGGAGGGUCGCGGCUCAUCCUUGUCUAAGAGUGCCUUUUACAAGAAGAAUAAUCGUUGGACAGAGGGUCUCAUCUCCGCUGCUAAGGCUGUUGCCAACAGCACUAACCUCCUGAUCGAGACAGCUGAUGGUGUCAUUGGAGGUCGCAACUCGCCCGAACAGCUGAUUGUUGCAUCCAACGACGUCUCUGCAUCCACCGCACAGCUCGUCGCUGCCAGCAGAGUGAAGGCAAGCUUCAUGAGCAAGACUCAAGAAAGAUUGGAGGAUGCUAGCAAGGCCGUCACAGGCGCAUGCCGCAGUCUCGUUAAGCAAGUCCAGGCUAUCAUUGAUGCUCGUGCCAACGGCGAGGAGGUGGUUGACUACUCCAAGCUGUCAAAGCACGAGUUCAACAGAUCGCACAUGGAAAAGCAAGUCGAGAUCCUUCAACUCGAGAAUGCACUGGGCAGAGCACGAAAAGAUUUGGGCGAGAUGCGCAAGCUCGCUUACCAGGAAGACGAGGAUUAGGCGUUUUGCAUACAGCCUUUCUUUACCGUCUUGUUUGUGAUACCAAAUUGCGUGCUCUAUUGUCAAUAAUUACAUAUGUUUUCUUGUUCAACUUUCUCCCAACCCCUCCUUAUUCGGCUCUCAGCCUUGGACUUGCUUUCUCGAAUCAGCUGUCGAGAUGCACGAUGGUUUUGAUACUCGGGUUUAUGUCCAUUGAGAGCUGCACUUAUACACGCUCUCUUUGGACCAUCAUGCUGAGAACAAAACCAUUGUGCCUUGCGACAGCCAGAAUUUAGGCCUUACUAGGAGGAAGGAAUACGGGCACGGUUUCCUCAGGGGCAAACUUGCAUCUGCACCAGGCUCUCAGCCUUCUCGGAACUCCCCGAUAAACUCACUAGAAAGAGGAUAUCUGAUUUGUAUUUAUCCGCUCAGAUAUCUUGUGGCUAGAUCUAGCACGCACAUGUGUAUUAUAUGCAUCUUGCU